GGGUCAAACCGUGGGAAUUGGAAUGGGAGCUCUGCGUGGGAUUGGAACUAGGAAUUGCUCGUCAGGACUCGGCAUGUCCGGACUACGGGUGGUUUCCCCACUUUGCUCUGGUCGUCAGUUCGUCACACAGGGACACCACCGCGCACCGCCGGAUCAAAUCGAAGCCAAGAGAAACCCCCUUUGCCCUCCUCUGCACGCCAGCAGGCAGCAGCGACGAUGGCCGCCGCAGUCCGAGCCCUCCUGCGCCGCCGGGCAGCGGCGCCUCCUUCCCCGGCCCUGCUGCAGCCUCUGUUUCCUGGGCGGUACUCUACGCCGCGCUCCCCUCUCCUGGCCGCCGCCGCCGCCGCCGGACUCCUGGACGUGCGCCGCCCACAGCUGUCGCCGGCCUCAGUGCCGCCCCUGCUGCGCUACUACUCGAGCAAGCCGAGCAAGGGAUGCGUGCAGCCGCCACAACGGCAACCACCGACCGGCGGCAAGGAGACGCUGCGUCUGGAACUGGAAGAGAAAAGAGUUGAUCGAUGUGCUAGCACUUUUUUGUGACCAUGAAGAUAAGGAACAAGGUUAACGAGGUGGAUUUGGGCCAGAAGAAGCCUAACGAGUUGUCAAAGUUCAAGGGCACCACAAUUGCAUUUGGAAUGUGUUUUGCUCUUUCAAUGAUGAUCAAUGUGAUAUUCUUGCAUAUCAUCCGUAUCUAGAGUAGUGUCCAUGGAGCUGGACUCUGAAUGGAACUGAAGGUUUCGUUUUAAGAUCGUUUCUCUUUUGGUGUUAGGUGCAAAUGUGCACUUGAACUGGUUAUUAGUGGUAACUCUUUGUAUAGCCAAGCUAAUGUUUUGCAAGGAUGGCUGCACCGUCCAUUCUGCUGUUAUUAGACAGACAAAAGGCUAUUUAUGAACUACUUACUGCUGUUGCAGCUGCUGGUAUGGGUAUAUAUGUUAUGUCUC
Messenger RNA from Sorghum bicolor (sorghum), 941 nucleotides. RefSeq lists its product as uncharacterized. Bases 217 to 540 code for a protein of 107 amino acids. Lineage: Eukaryota; Viridiplantae; Streptophyta; Magnoliopsida; Poales; Poaceae. The record is from RefSeq and is a predicted model, not a curated record. The transcript is spliced from 4 exons.